Messenger RNA from Lacerta agilis (Sand lizard), 1097 nucleotides. RefSeq lists its product as uncharacterized. The transcript has 6 exons. Gene Ontology annotation, cellular component: mitochondrion. The record is from RefSeq and is a predicted model, not a curated record. NCBI's taxonomy places the organism in Eukaryota, Metazoa, Chordata, Lepidosauria, Squamata, Lacertidae. Gene Ontology annotation, molecular function: 2,4-dienoyl-CoA reductase (NADPH) activity. Bases 166 to 960 code for a protein of 264 amino acids. Gene Ontology annotation, biological process: fatty acid beta-oxidation.
AGACCAUCUCAGGGAAGGAUCUAUUGCCUGCCAGGUUGUGGGACCCGAGGCUCAAGAUGUGCAGCAUGAACAGGACCAGGAGGUGGAGAUACAGGAUGGUGGGUUGGGCUGUGCUUCCUUGGAGGUGGGACUCUUAGGUGCUGCUUUCCCUACUUAUUCUCCUGCAUGGAAACCGCAGCCUCACUUGUCGUUUGGCGGCUCUCCUCUGAACAGCCUCUCGUUACCAGGAUGUCUCCAUCGGACCGGGUAGUGGUGGUGCUUGGUGGAGCUGGCACAGUGGGCUCUGGCAUUGUCAAGGCGCUGCUGGAGAAAGGCUUCCAGGUUGCUGUCAUUUCUCGAGACAGAAGCAGAUUGGAGAAGCUGAAACAGUUUCUGCCUCCAUCAGCCUGCCAGCGCCUGCACACCCUGGUUGGGGACGUAGGUUCUGAGGAAGGUGCAGAGGCAGCCAAGGAGGCUUUGUUGAAGAGCACUGGGAAGGUGACCGACGUGGUGUCCUCCUUGGGCUUCAGCUGGUGGCAAGGGGGUCCCCCUCUCACUCAGACCCUGAAGGAGCUGCAUCGGGUCCUGGACACCCUCCUUCUCAGCACCUUCACUGCCUGGAAGGCCUUCUUCCCCCUCGUGAAGGACAACGCAGAUGGAACAUACACUUUCAUCACUGGUGGGGCUGGGGAGCGCCUCCUCAUGCCAGGCACAGGCUUCCUGACACUGGGGGCAGCGGGGGCCUUGGCCUUUUCCCUCAUGGUCCGCGAGGAGUACCCAGAUGUUCCCUGCAAGCUGAAUGAGGUGAAAAUCAACAUGGGUGUGACGACGCCAGAGCGUUUGGGCCCCGGGUACGUGAGCCACCUGGAGGUGGGAGAGGCCGUGGCUUCCCUGGUGGACAAGAGGAUUGUCUCACAUACGGUGCUGAGCGCCAGCUCACCUGCUGACCUCAAGACCCUGGCGCUGGAAGGGAAGCUUUGAGGCGCCGGCUAGGAGACUUGCCAGCCAUACCCACCAAUAGACCCUCCCCUUAUGCAACCCCCUGUGUCUCUCCUUGGUGCCUGACUGGUAAGGAAAGGGUGCUUUUCUGCCCUGAGGUUCCUUCUCCCCUGCUCGGG